UAACAAAGAUUCCGGCACUUAUAUGUAACGUCAAGUGAUCGAGGGAGAGGAACGUGAGGAAAACACUCUUCAGCACCACCAGGAAAAUCUAACUGAUGGAGGAAUGGCUCAAAGUGGACGUAUUCUAGGCUAUGUUCCCAUGACUGAGUUCGACGGGCAGGUUGAGCCCACCAAACUAGUGCGGUUGAAGGUAAUAGGCGGUAGUGGACUAGCAAAAAAAGACAUUUUUGGUGCAAGUGACCCUUAUGUAAAGAUUGAAUUAAUAAACAUAAAUGCCAAUGGAGGAGAUGAUGUGGUGGAUGAGGUUCACACCAAGACCAAGAAGAAGACACUAAAUCCAAGAUGGGAUCAGGAGUUUGUGUUCAGAGUGAAGCCAGCUGAACACAAGCUGGUGCUGGAAGUGUUUGACGAGAACCGACUCACACGGGAUGACUUCCUGGGCCAAGUGGAGCUGCCGCUGGUCAACUUGCCGCGUGAGAUGGAAGGCCGGCUGAUCCCUCACCGACACUUCAAGUUGCAACAACGGAGAGGAUGGAAAAAAGGUUCCAGGUCCAGGGUGAAGGGCCACCUGCAGCUGUACAUGGCAUACAUCGCUGAUGAUGGCGCCAGCAACAGCGGGGCAUCAGGUGAGCAGACCCCAGAGGAGGCUGGCUGGGAGGUAGUGAGCAUUGACAACAGCAGUGGCCAGGAGGAGUCCCCUGCACAGCCUGUUGUAGUGCCCAACGACAGCCAGAGUCCUCUACCCGGUGGCUGGGAAGAGCGACAAGAUGCAAAUGGCAGGACCUACUACGUCAACCACAAUGCUCGCACCACACAGUGGGAGCGUCCCACCAGUUCCCAAGGAAAUGAUGAACAGGAGCGGUUUCAACGGAUGGAGUCUGCACAGAACGAAUUCAGAAAUGAGUUUCGCCGAAGGUUCCAUAUAUCGGUGGAUGACAGUGAGGUGUCUGGAGGUGGGAAUAACUCCAGAAUCCUACAGUGGCAACAACUUGGUGGCCAAGAAGAGGGUGAUGAUGAGGAUGAUGAUGAUGAUGAUGGUGAUGAUGAUGAUGAGGAUGGUGAUGAGGAGGAGGAGGAGGAUGGGGAGGGACACCAAGAGGAGGCACAACCUGCCUUUGAUCAAGUUGUGUCUGGAGAGAUUCAGGAGGUACAAAGUUCAGCAGGUCAACGUCCAUCCCCUUCAAAAAGUUCCCCUGCAACCCCUACCUCUGUCACCACCACUAGUGUCACCAGUAAUGCACCCAAGCCCCAGAACCAGACUACCAGCAGUAAUGAUGAGAUGCUUCCUCGAGGAUGGACCAGCCAAGUCGCUCCCAAUGGCAGAGUGUUUUUCAUAGACCACAUCAACAAGCAGACCACCUGGAUUGAUCCUCGCUCUGGGAUGCCAAGCUCGCCGCCCAACCAACGCCACGCUAACAACUUGAAACACGAGGAUGAGCUGGGACCACUGCCUGAGGGGUGGGAACAGAGAGUACACACAGAUGGACGGAUUUUCUUCAUUGACCACAAAAAGCGCACAACAACUUGGGAGGAUCCACGAUUGCUGAACCCAGCCAUCGCAGGCAAGGCAAUACCAUACUCCAGGGACUACAAGCAGAAGUAUGAAUUCUUCAAGAACAGACUGCCCAAACCGGCUAACGUCCCCAACAAAUUUGACAUCAAGGUUAAACGUAACAACAUUCUUGAGGACUCAUUUGCCAUCAUCAGCCAGGUGUCUCGUGUUGAUCUCCUGCGGACCAGACUGUGGAUUGAAUUUGAAGGGGAGGUUGGUUUGGACUAUGGAGGAGUGGCCAGAGAAUUCUUCUUCCUGUUGUCAAAAGAAAUGUUCAAUCCCUAUUAUGGUCUCUUUGAAUAUUCAGCCACGGACAAUUACACCCUCCAGAUCAACCCUUACUCUGGUAUGUGCAAUGAAGAGCACCUGCGGUACUUCAAAUUCAUUGGUCGUGUUGCUGGCAUGGCUGUGUACCAUGGAAAACUGCUCGAUGCCUUCUUCAUCCGACCAUUUUAUAAGAUGAUGCUAUCUAAGCCCAUUGAGCUGAAGGACAUGGAGAGCGUGGACUCGGAGUACUACAACUCUCUCCUCUGGAUCCAGGAAAAUGAUCCAGCUGACUUAGAUCUGACCUUCAGUGUGGAUGAGGAAACCUUUGGGAGGACCACAUCACACAACCUGAAGGAGAAUGGAGGGAACAUUCCUGUCACCAACGAGAACAAGAAUGAGUACAUUGAGCUGGUCAUAAACUGGCGCUUUGUGCAACGCAUCCACAACCAGAUGGAGGCAUUCCGGGAGGGCUUCAAUGACGUGGUGCCCAUCUCCCACAUCAAGAUUUUUGAUGAGAAUGAACUGGAGCUCCUCAUGUGUGGUAUUGUCUCAAUUGAUGUGAAGGACUGGCGAAGCAACACAGUCUACAAGGGAGAGUAUCACCCCAACCACAUUGUUAUCCAGUGGUUCUGGAGAGUAGUGUUGUCCUUCACUAAUGAAAUGAGAGCACGCCUACUCCAGUUUGUCACUGGCACCUCACGUGUCCCUAUGAAUGGAUUCAAGGAGUUGUAUGGCAGCAAUGGGCCUCAACUGUUCACUAUUGAGAUGUGGGGAGAAACCAAAAACUACCCACGCUCCCACACAUGCUUCAACCGUCUGGACCUUCCACCGUACCAGUCCUACCACGAGCUGCGAGAGAAGCUCAUCAAAGCCAUUGAGGGUACUGUUGGCUUUGCUGGUGUGGACUAAAUGCAACUUGCUGCUGCUGAUAUCUGUGAUGAUUGAUUGUAUGUCAGAGUUUAUACAAAAGAAAUUAUGAUUAUUUACCAUUCAUAACAAGAAUGCUGUGUGUGUGUGUGUGUGUGAGAGAGAGAGAGAGAGAGAGAGAGAGAGAGAGAGAGAGAGAGAGAGAGAGAGAGAGAGAGAGCAUAAACUUAUGUGUUUGUUUAUGUGUGUAUGUGUGACUGUGUAUCUGUCUCUAUGUGUAUGCAUUUGCGCACUGUGGUAAUGGUUUUUAGGAGGCAAUCAUGUUUUCCCAUAAUUAGAAUUUUAUAAGUGUUGGCAUUUGUUUACAAGUACAGAUGUUUUAUUUGCAAGCAUCAGUGAAUCAAUUUAAAAAAAUAAUUUAUGUAUAUUAGUUUUAAAUGGCAUUUCUUCCUGUUUCUGAUAUUUUCAUGAAAUAUUAGCAUCUGAAUAAAAGCAUAUAGAGAUAAAGAAGAUAUUCAUCAUUACUUUUUUGGAAUUAUAUUUAUGUAUUGUUUUGAAUGUUGAAAAAUGUUGAGAUUUCAGAGUAUUUAAUACCAGAAUUAAGACUGAACAAAACUAUGGUAUAAAUGAGCAUAGCUUUCCCUUAACACUCUACUAAGUACUAUAUUCUUCUCUAACAUUGUAAACUAUUUCACAUUUCUUAUCACAUAUUCAUUAGCUUAGCCAUUACUCCUUGUUGCUACAAAGUUAGUGAGUCAUAUUAUAGUGCAUUGUGGAAAGUAGAUAGAUUCAAGUCCACAUUUUAUAUAUAUAAUUUUGGUAGGAACAUUAGAGCCUCAUUGGUAGAAACAUCACAACUUUUAUGAUGAAUCAAACACUUGAUGACUGCCACAUGUCUGUGUUGGCAGGUGCCUGUCUUGUACCGAAAGUUCUUUCUGUCUUUUGUAUAAUGUGUGCGUGCAUAUUUGCUUUAUGUGUGAAUGAAUUGAACCAAAUGGUAAUAAUUCUGUCCUGUUACACAUUAGCAUGACUUUGCAUAAUAUAUGUAUAGGUGUCCUACUAAGCAAAACCAUAAGUGGGUUGUGAUGGCAAAGGAACUGCAACAUUAGAGACUCCCAUUGUUUAUGUUAUUCCUGGUGACUUCAGUAAGGGGACAAGUAAUGAAAAUUAUAACAUAAUGGGGAGAAAUUGACUUGCAAAGGUGUUUGUUUUAAAUAUUGUACCAUGGCCAUUCCUUGCAGGAGCUUCAGAAGGGAGGAAGCAUUAAAUAUCUGCAAUAAUCAUGGAGGACAUGCAGUGGUGUUUAUUCAUUUACUAAAAAAAACAAAGGUUCAUAGUGAUUCAGAUUUGAAGCCACCUCAGAGAGCUCUGCUGGGACAGGCUAGAGUCUCCUGAGCCAUCCAGGCCUGACAGUGUGACAGUCACCAUCCUAGACAUCCCCUACUGGUAAUGUGCAUUAUAUUGCAUGUGUGGCAACACACUACUUCUUACAAUGCCACAUCUGCAUGUUUUGGUGUACAUAUGACUUGGGCCCGUGGAUGGGACUUUUUUUUUUUUUUUUUUUUUUUUUUUUUUUUUUUUUUUUUGAAGUUUGUAAUUUUAAUGUAUCAUGCAUGCAAACUUACAUAUGCACACAGUAAAUGUCCCAUCAUGUACAGCUUAAAUAAGAUGAUUUUCCGUCUUGGUAAGAGAAUCCUUUAUCCAGUCUUACAUUACUGAUAAAUGCAACCUGUAACUUUUCUGAUAUUGACAUGUAGGGUGUAUAUACAUUUAUAAAUAUGUGAACAUAUAUAGUAUAUCUAUACAUAUAUAAUUUUAUUUUUGUUCUUUGUUAUGCAUCAGUAUUUUUAGUUGGUGAUUCAUUGCAUCAUGAAAAGCCGGCGUCUCUCACUUAAGUCCGAGUUGUGUGGCAAACUUGCAGGCUUUACCUGUUGUAAUGCAGCAAACAUGUAUUGUUUACUGUAUGUUUGUAGUUAAGUAAUUUUUGUAUAUAUAGUGUGCCAGCCUUGGGUGAAACAAAACACUCCUCUCCCAGACAAGCCAGACACAAUUACUGAGCCUUUACACUUGUUAUUUUGUUGUGAGUUAUCCAUUAGUUUAUAAGAUUUCUGUAACAAACCACUCCAAGUGUAAUGUUUACAUAAAACCAGUGUAUCUUGUACAUCUUGGUUGGAGCUCCUAAGCUUUUGUUUCACUUGUAGCACUGAGAAGACAUCUUUUAAUCAAGACUGUUGCAUUAUUAUUUUGCUUUUAUUAAGGCAACAGAGGUAGGAACAAUACUUAAUUUCAUCAUUGUGUACAUACUAAGAGGAGUUUGUGUGGGUAGAGAACUGUGUCUGUCAACUUACAAUCCUAUGUAGAUAUAGGUAUGUCAGUGACAUUGUUAUCCAAUAAAAGAAAUUUUAUAUGAUUUA
Scylla paramamosain (green mud crab) is the source of this 5100-nucleotide messenger RNA. It is a transcript of the gene Nedd4, whose product is annotated as E3 ubiquitin-protein ligase Nedd-4-like. NCBI's taxonomy places the organism in Eukaryota, Metazoa, Arthropoda, Malacostraca, Decapoda, Portunidae. The coding region runs from base 104 to 2728 and encodes 874 amino acids. The record is from RefSeq and is a predicted model, not a curated record. Gene Ontology annotation, biological process: regulation of dendrite morphogenesis; protein polyubiquitination; ubiquitin-dependent protein catabolic process. Gene Ontology annotation, cellular component: cytoplasm. Gene Ontology annotation, molecular function: sodium channel inhibitor activity; ubiquitin protein ligase activity; protein binding. The transcript has 23 exons.